ACACACACACACACACCGUCCAGGUGACUCGGGGCUGAGACAGAUGGAGCUGCGGAUCGGAGCGCUGCUGGCCGCCGGGAUUGUGCUGGGGUCGCUGGAAGGAAUCUCCUGCUUGGUGCCGCUCAGUGACUUUUACCCAUUCGGGCUGGAGAACGGGGACUCGGUCAAUGCCAAAGUGGACGAUGGAGGGUCCGGGCUGCUGGAGAUCUCGCACAGCUUUCCCUUCUUCGGAGAGAGGCACUCUGGGCUUUACGUGAAUAAUAAUGGGAUCAUCUCAUUCCUGAAGGAAGUGUCCCAGUUCACUCCAGUGGCAUUUCCAAUCUCUAAUGACCGACGAGUAGUGGCAGCCUUCUGGGCAGAUGUGGACAACCGUAGGGCUGGAGACGUCUUCUACAGAGAGACCAAGGACCCUGCCAUCCUUCAGAGUGCGACCAACGACAUCAGGAAGUAUUUUCCAGAGCUUGAGGAAUUCACCACUCAGUGGGCAUUUGUGGCCACUUGGUACAAAGUGACGUUCUUUGGAGGAAGCUCGUUUUCACCGGUCAACACCUUCCAGAUUGUCCUGGUUACGGAUGGAGAGUCCUCCUUCACCAUCUUCAAUUAUGAAAAUAUCACUUGGACCACAGGAAUGCAUGCCAGCAGCGGAGGGGAUUUUGCCGGACUAGGAGGCAUUGCUGCACAGGCAGGUUUCAAUGCUGGAGAUGGAAAACGUUACUUCAAUAUCCCUGGUUCGCGCACGGACGACAUUGUGGAUGUCGAAACAACGACCAAUGUCGGACUUCCUGGCCGUUGGGUAUUCCGGAUCCAUGAUGCCCAAGUUGAGGUUGGUGGCUGCAAUGAUACAGCCUCAGUGUGCUUGAAUUUGCGGCCAUGUCUGAAUGACGGAAGGUGCAUCGAUGAUUGCAUCACCGGAAAUCCUUCUUAUACCUGUUCCUGUCGAGCAGGGUUCACAGGCCGGAGGUGUCAGAUAGACGUUGACGAGUGUGCUUCGUACCCGUGUCGCAAUGGUGGGACGUGCUUGGAUGGACAAAAUGCCUUUGCUUGCCAGUGCACUUUUGGAUAUACAGGAGUCCUCUGUGAAACAGAUAUCGAUGACUGUGCAUCAAUUGUCUGUCAGAAUGGAGGUACAUGCAUCGAUGGAAUUGAUGCAUAUAGUUGCCAGUGCAUAUUUGGCUUUGUUGGGAAGUACUGUGAGAUUGCUGACUCCUUGUGCAAGAGUAAAGAGUGCCAAAAUGGUGGUAUUUGUGAGACAAACAACGGAACGGCAGUGUGUAUCUGUCAGAAGGGAUACACCGGAGAGAGCUGUGAAAACGAAACUGAUGAGUGCGGCUCCAAUCCGUGCCUGAAUGGAGGAGAGUGUAUUGAUUUGGUCGAUAAUUACACCUGUCUGUGCCCCCCGCCAUUCUCAGGAAAACACUGCGAGACAGGUGAGCCCACCGUUUUGACCACUUGUGAGCCGAACCCAUGUCUGAAUGGGGGAAGUUGCAAUGAGACUGAAGGUGGCUACCUCUGCAACUGUCCUGAGGGGUUUACAGGCCGUGACUGUGAGAACGAGGUGCUCCAGCCUUGCAGUGCCCACCAUCAGUGUCCCCAUGGUGCUUCCUGCGCUGAGUAUGGUGGAACGUAUCGCUGCAUCUGCCCGCAGGGUCCCAGUGGGAAAGACUUGAUCCCAUCCCCCUGUGACUCAGACCCCUGUCAGAGAGGAGGAACUUGCAAGGAACUGGAUGGCUCCUAUACCUGUCAAUGUCUACCAGGCUUCAGUGGGAAGCACUGUGAAAAAGAAAGACUCCGCUCCUGUGCAUCCAAUCCUUGUCGGAAUGGUGGAACCUGCAAAGAGGCUCCUGGAGGAACUUACCAGUGUACCUGUUUGUAUCGAUUCACUGGCAAGAACUGUGAGACGGGUAAGCCGGACCCUUGUUCCUCCAGCCCUUGCCAGAACAGUGGCACCUGCUUCCAUUACAUUGGAAAAUACAAGUGUGAGUGCCCCAGAGGAUUCACUGGACGGCACUGCGAUACAGAGGUGGACUGCGGAAUCCCCAGUGAAGUGAAACAUGCUGAGCUCCUCAUCUCCUCCACCAAGUAUGGCUCAGUCACUCAGUACAUUUGCGAAGCUGGAUUCACUGUGCAGCCCAGUAGAGGAGAGAGUACCUGCCAACUGGAUGGAAGAUGGAGUGAAGCACCGAUCUGUGAGGAAAUCAACGAAUGCUCCUCGCAGCCCUGUUUGAAUGGCGGGACCUGCAAAGAUGGGAUUGACAGCUUUGUGUGCGAGUGUCAGAAAGCAUUUGCUGGAACAUUCUGUGAGUCAGCUGUGAAUCCCUGCCGUCUCAGCCCUUGCGGCGCCCGCGGUUUCUGUCGGAGUGUGAAUGGGUCAUAUGUCUGCACUUGUAAAGUCGGGUACUCUGGCAAACACUGCAACACAGAGCUUGCUCCACCUGCCGAACUGAAAGUGGAGAAAUCAGAGGAAACUGAGAUUGAAAUCUCAUGGCAAGCCCCAGGAGCCGACAGUACGCAGGAUCUGAUCGAUGGCUUCGCAGUAACCUACAUGUCGUACAAUGGGGAAAUGCGCAAGACCGACUUUGUAGACAAGAGCAGGUCACGCCAUCAGCUGAGAUCACUAUCACCGGGAAGACUUUACAACAUCUCCAUUUUCUCAGUGAAGCGUAACGUCAAUCAAAAUGACAUCAGCAAACCCGCUGUGCUGCACGUGUGGACAAAACCUGGUCCUAUUGGAAACUUGUCUGCAGCAAAUGUCACUGCUUCCAGUAUAUCCAUCACCUGGUCUUUGUACAGUCCGAAACAGGCAGCAGCAAGCACAAUUCGACUAUCACUUAAGUCUUCUGACAUGGUUAGAGAUGCAACAGUUCCACUGAGUUCCAAUCUAACAAGGUACACUUUCAGUGAUCUGUCUCCAGGAGAACUUUACACAGUAGAAGCUGUGCCACAGAUGAGUCUCAAAGGUCAGGAAGACACUUGGAGGGGUAUAGCAACACAAUCUCUGCAUGUGUGGACACGACCCCUCCCUCCUCAGAAUCUUGUGCUGGCUGGGGUCACAACAACCACAGCAAAACUGCACUGGAACAACCCCCCAACUGGCUCGAGCGAUGGUUACAUCAUGAAUAUCACAACCAGCCACAAUGUGAAAAGCCGCUACCUUCCCAAUGGAAAGUUAACCAGCUACACCCUCCGUGACCUGGACAUGGGACGAAGGUACAAGCUGGCGCUAAUGAGGGUGCAGAACACGGAGAAGGGGAAGCUGGUUAGUGAUCCAGCCCAUCUGACCUUCAGCACACUGGGAAUCCAUGGUAGCACAAGCCAAAGGGAAGGACAAGGAAACGGCAAGGCCAACUUGGAGCCGGUUGAUGCUGGAGUAUACAACAACCUGCUACACAUCACAGCACAACCUGCCGAGGAGGCGGAAGUCAACAACCGGAGCUACGAAGACAAUUCCCAUGUCAUAAGAUACUCAGAAAUGUUGGAUGGAAGAGGGAGAAUCAGUGCCACAUUUUCCAAUCUACAGCCCAAACCAAUCACCCACCGAGCAUCUCCAGAGCCUCCAAUCCAACUGGAAAACUUGGAGGAAUCUACAAAUCGAAUCAGUCUGGCCUUGGAGAUCCAAGAGUCUGAGACCAAUGCUAAGUCAGAGACCAACAGUAAGCCUGAUGAACAUCAGGAAUGUUCCUCAAACCCUUGUAAAAACGGAGGUACCUGCGUGAAGGGAAUGAAUUCAUAUAUGUGUGACUGUGAAACAGGAUUCAAGGGGAAAAACUGUGAAUUAUUUUGCAAGAAGCUGCCACACCCCUGCACACGCCUAUACUCUGAAACUAAAUCUAUUCCAGUGUGGGAGGACAGUGUCUUCCAGUUUAAGUAUAGAAGAAUUUAUAAAGUUCACCAGGAUACCUGCUACAAAGAAGUUUGUGAGCCUGUAAUACACAGAACACCCAGAAACAGAAGGUUAUUCAGACAUUAACUAAUUACUGGACCUUCUAGCUGAUGUGUGGAAGGAGAACACAAGUCCGAAGACAUCAGAAGGAUGAUGCUAGUUAAUCCACCACAAGUUAACGCAUUGUAAAGACGGGGCCACCCAUUGGAGAGUCAGCCAAGACGUCUUAGUGUUGCUUUGUUCAUUUUGAGGAUGUCAAAGUCCAAAAAACUAGGACAGUUGAAAUCUGAUCAACACAUAACUUACUGAAGAAGAAUGCGUGUGUGGAAGGAAGGGAGGAGAGAGCAGAUGCAUACAGUCUUACAUGUCCUUGUGUUCAAGCAGAGAAAGGUGAAUGAUUGAGUGAAUGAAUGCUUGUAGUGCAAGGGUGCCCAUGAGUAUGAACGUGCCUGUGUAUAAACAACUGUGUGUCUGCAGUGUAUAAAUUCUUCAAGCUGGGAGACAAGAUUGCCAGGAAUUUGAAUUGCAUUGUCCUGAUGAUAGCAUUGUGCAGACUUCAAUCAGAUAAGUGUGGCUCCAAUAUAUUGUGUAAAGUACAGAGCCCCCUAGACUGCCUGACAGCGUGCUUAAACCCUACCUCUCAUGCUAUACCAGUGUGGUAUUUCCAUUUGUGUUAUGCUUGUGCUAGUUAGUAAUUAAAAUAUUACAACAAUUCUUUGGCAUGCACUUAUCACUUAUUUACUGACAUCAGGGUUGAGAUUGCCCACACUGACAUCAUUUAAGAUUCAUGGGACCUGGUAGUGGUAAAGGCAACUCUUAGACCCUUCUCCCUUAGAAGGUGAUACUAAGGGUGGAAUACCUGUGUACCAUGGUCCCACACCUGACAGUACACCGUGUAUCAAAUUUGUUUCUGAUUCUAUUGGAGAAAGACUUUACCAUUGAACCUUCAAUGUUAACGUCAUAACAUCAUUGUAACUCUGUUACCUCUUUGCCAGGACCAUAUAAAACUAAUUCACUGUAUACUCCUCUCUUCACAUAACCUCUUAUUGUCGCUUGUUACACUUUAAGACUUUCCCUGGGCCAAUACAUUCCAUACUCGUGACUGUUCUCUGCAUAACAAAGUUUUCUUGGCUUUCCCCCUCACUCACUUAAGUGACAAUGUCAAGUUGAUGAACCCUUGAUAGAGACUCCCCAGCUGAAGAACAUAGUCUUUCCCCAUUCACUGCCGGAACCUUUCAAUACAUUGAAAGCUUUAUUUAAACCUCAUCUGAAGGAAUAGUCUCAUUCCUCUUCAUAUGAGCUAGAUUUGAACAGUUGAAAGGGAAGUUUCUGCCCAGUCCCGCAUUACAAAGGGGAGGUCUUCUUAGUACAAGAGCUUCACUAUGAAAGAUGCAUUUUUUUAUUAUCAAUUCACCCUUGCCAGGAAGUAUGAUCAAUCCUUGAUAUACAACACUUUAUUACAGUAAAACCAGCAUCAGGCUUUCUAUCAUUGAACUUUCUUUCAUUACUCUUCAUUAGAUUCUGGAGACAUUAAUUCUCAUUAGAUUGUGGAGAUGAAUGAGUGAUUAUAUUGCAGUGUUCUGUCUGCUAGAAAUGGUGUGCCUGGGUGAAAUUAUCUCUUUGUUAAUGAUUCCUCCAUUAAGGAUAAUGCAGGUGGAUCUCCGAGUUUAAUGACAUGGAAUAUUAUGAUCAUAUGUUUGUCCGAAUUCUACUGGAGGAUUCAGAUGCUUCCUGAGCCAUUAGAGUCCAGUGUGAUUUGAAGCAAAUAGGACCAUUUGUAGGAACAAGGGAACAGAUUUUUAACUUGGUGUCCGGACUUAGAAAUGAGUUUGCAGACUGCCUUUAUAAAAACCAUACAGAUUUCAUUCCCGUUAAUUUCAAUUAAUUGGAUUUUAUGGUGUUUUGAUAUUGAUGAACACUGUAGCAUGGUGAUUUUUGAAACUAGUGCUUUUACCUCCAUCCUUUUCUUGUUUUCUCUGUCUUUCACCACUCCCCCCCCCCAACACCUCCAACAUGGAAUAACAUGCAUACCUAGAAUUCACUAAAGCACUGUAUCACAGUUUCAAAUCUUUCUCAUUUAAACAUAAAGAUAACAAAAUUAAUCGGCACAUGUAUACUCGGGUUUGCUUUGCUCCAAAAGGUGAAUUUUGCCAAUAUUAAACCAAUGAAAAAUGAGCUGAGCUUCCUUAUAUCAGGAAUUCCAGAAUUUCAUUGUCAGCUUAUUUGCAAAUCUGUUGAAGGAAUGGUUGGUGCGAGGCUUACGUAAAAUUAAUCUGUUGGAAAUUAAAUGAGACUCCUCCAAAAAUCAAUCAAGGAUUUCUGCAGGAAACUGGAGAGGCCCCAGAAACUAUGUUUCUGCCACUUCUUGAAAAAUCAGUGCAUUCACGGCGAUUGACCCAGAAGAGGAGCCAAGGCUUGGCGCAUAUUGAAUGGCGGGGCAGGUUUGAGUGGCCUGGUGGCCUACUCCUGCUUCUAUUCGCUUGUGUUCUUGUAUGCCAGCUGGCUUGACUGGAUACACCAUCAUUUGUUGGUGUAUCCAUUUUUACUUUAAUCCUACCCUAAUCUAUUUUAUUCUCUCUACAUUCCCAUCAACUCCUCCAAAGUUUUACCACUCACUCAGGUAGGAUGGACAAUUUACACUGGCCAAUUAACCUACCAUCCUGCACAUCCUUGGGAUGUGGGAGGAAAUUAGAGCACCUGAAGCAAGCUCACAUGGUCACAGGAAGAAUGUGCAAACUCCACACAGAGAGCACCUGACUUCAGGAUCAAACCCGGGCCCCUGGAGCUAUAAGGCAGUGGCUCUACCUGCUGCAACACUGUGCCAUCCUAUCUUUGAAGAUACUAAUGGAAUAUGCAGCGUCUUCACUGGAAUCUGCAGCAAACCCUUACCUUGGAACAAAGAAGGACCAGAAGGUUUAAUUGUUUCCAUGGAACAAAGUAUAUCUGGCUACAGAAGUGAAGCAACUUGAUAUCACCCUGUCUACUGUACUUAAAGGUGACCCUGGUCUAUGCAUCAGAAUAUGAUUACUAUCAUUAGACCAACCAUGAUUGGUACAUAUAGACUGAUAUGGGCAUCAGCUGCUCUUCCUGAUACUGUCGCUUAACGGCACAGCUGUAGGUAUUGGGUCUGCAAUCUUCUCUCUCAGAGCAUCACAGGGGCAGCAAGCUCUAGAGAUACAGUGAGCAAGACUUUUAACAGCAACCCGCUGCCCUGAAAGCAGAAUAUCACCACCUCCAAUCAAUCUUCUGCAAAGCACAAGCAACCAAUAUUCCUGACUCUUAGGCUGAACCUUAGAAUAGAUGAAGGGAAGGCACAGAGUGAAGAAAGAGUAGGCUAGAAUGUGGUCAUUUUAGAAAUGCACGCAAAUUGUACUUUGAUAUUCUUGAAGGUUAGAUUCUUUGAGGAAAGAUUUUAGGCUGAUAUAUUCAGGGUCAUCACAUAAAGAGCACUUGUACUGUUCUAGGAUUGAAGAAAUGUUCCUCUAUGUGUAUAUGGCAGGGGGGAAGAUGAAGGAGCUGGUACACAAAGUUAAAGAUUGACUGUGAUAAGCAGGAGACCUCAGUGUUGGGCUGUCUUCUGAUGUCCCUCCCCACAGUCACGAAUCACCACUGAGAGUCAUCGUAGCACUUCCUUGCAUGUGUUUUUCUCUCUUCACAGGAGUGAAGGUGCCUCUCCCACAGUCUCCAAAUCCCACGCUUUUGAAUGGCUACAACUAUGGAAGACACAAAGUAAACCACGACCCUUCUCCCAAUGAGACAAAGCAAACGUGUCCCUUUUGAUGACUGCUAUUAUGUUUGUGCCAUGUUCUAGAAUAUCUAUGCUGAUGUUUAAGUGACUAUCCAUUGGAAUCAGAAUUGAACCUUACUUACCCACAAACCAUUAGUUGACAAUGUUAGGGUCCCCCUAAGUACAUUCCAUAUACUACACGCUAUGUAGUACUUUAUUAUUCCAACUCUGGUGGUCCGGGUUGUGAGUUCUGCGUCACUCUGCACUGGCUUAUUCUCUGAUGUCGUUUCCCACUGCAUUUGCUCUUGUGAUUUGCUUUGUGUUCAUCUAGAAAAUAUAAUUGGACCAUUCAACAACCAGGAGCUUUACAGAUUAUCCUUACCUUGUCUUCUUUAAGUAUUAAGCACAUACCAAAAUUAAUUACUGGGUUCAGCCCAAUUCUUUCUCCUCCCCUCCCCCAGUUCCAGAAUUUGGUGCAUGUUAUCGUAGUCAUUGACAAGUCCGAUGUUCCCAUAUCCAGCAAGGUCUAGGAGGUGCAUGGACAUGAGUGCAAGGUUUAAUGCUGCAGUGUGAGUAUGUCUGUGAAUUGAAAUGAUGAAGUUGACUGAGAAGGGUUAUUUGAUCUCUAUGUGUGUCUUCUUGUUUUCUGAACACCAGCAAGCUUAUUUUGUUACUCGAUUUACUUAUAAAACAAUGUAAUCCAAUGCCCGCAUCAACACAGUCUAUCCAGGCUUGUUUUGGUUAAUGUUGGCACCAACUUAGCGCUCUUCCCAGUUUGUCAGUGACUAGACCAUUUAAUGGUCAGAGCUGUAAGGACCAAAUCCUUAGUUGUGUUUUAGGCUGUAAACAGAUCCUAACAGGCUGGUGUCCAGAUUGGUCCUGGAUGGCAGGGAAACUCCAACCUUUCAUCAUUGGGUCCCCCAUUUUUUGUCCUGCCUUUACCCAGAAUCCAAACUCAAUCCAUGUUGUUCAUCAUUGCUGCCUAUGUACUAACACUUCCCCAGGAAACCAAAUCAAUAUUGACCUGAAUGACUUGGACUAUGGGUUGGAAACACAUUGCACAAGGCUCACUGCUACUUUUAAUUGUGAUCUGUUUCUGGCUUCUGUUUUCAAUUUUAAGUGGCCUGAUUUCACAUUCUUGGUAAAACUUGCCUUUUCCUUUGGAAAUCUAUUCCAGCACUCAGUCCUCACCCUGUUGUCAGUUUGUGGACAAAAUUGAUUAUUAUCUUCUGUUGCUGACAUUCCCUUUUAUCUGUGAAGAGCCUCUCUUUGUUCUAUAUUAAAUGUUGUGGUUGUUGCAUUGUAGUUCAGCUGUAUUGAUAGUUUUACUGAAAA
This is a messenger RNA of Pristis pectinata (smalltooth sawfish), 8942 nucleotides long. RefSeq names its product sushi, nidogen and EGF-like domains 1 (gene sned1). Bases 44 to 3967 code for a protein of 1307 amino acids. Gene Ontology annotation, biological process: cell-matrix adhesion; heterophilic cell-cell adhesion; establishment or maintenance of epithelial cell apical/basal polarity. Lineage: Eukaryota; Metazoa; Chordata; Chondrichthyes; Rhinopristiformes; Pristidae. The transcript is spliced from 29 exons. The record is from RefSeq and is a predicted model, not a curated record. Gene Ontology annotation, cellular component: protein-containing complex; plasma membrane. Gene Ontology annotation, molecular function: protein binding; calcium ion binding.